Messenger RNA from Aspergillus alliaceus, 1671 nucleotides. RefSeq names its product general substrate transporter. The transcript is spliced from 7 exons. The coding region runs from base 1 to 1671 and encodes 556 amino acids. Gene Ontology annotation, cellular component: membrane. Gene Ontology annotation, biological process: transmembrane transport; carbohydrate transport. The record is from RefSeq and is a predicted model, not a curated record. Lineage: Eukaryota; Fungi; Ascomycota; Eurotiomycetes; Eurotiales; Aspergillaceae. Gene Ontology annotation, molecular function: carbohydrate:proton symporter activity.
AUGGGUAACCAAAUCCAUGGAUGGAAUAUUGCCCACAAGCUGGAGAAGCGAAAGCUUCUCAUCGCCAUUAACUGCGUGGCGGGCUUAUCAAUCUUCUUCUUUGGUUAUGAUCAAGGGAUGAUGGGUGGAGUGAACAACUCUAGUGAUUAUCUUGAGCUCAUGGGAAUGGGCUACGGGGCUGAUAUCAAUGGCGAUGUCAAUGUCCCUGUCGUCACAGACAGCCUUCUACAGGGUGGUAUCGUCUCCGUCUAUUAUCUGGGUACUUUGGUUGGUGCUCUUUUCGGGGGCUGGAUUGGCGAGAAGAUAGGACGAUUGAAGAGUGUUGCAGUUGGAUCAGUGUGGGCUAUUAUUGGUGCUGCGUUGCAAUGCUCGGCUAUGAACCAUCAGUGGAUUAUCUGCGCCCGGUUUAUCAAUGGAAUCGGCACAGGAGUUCUGAAUGCAAUUGUCCCUGUGUGGGCGACGGAGACGGCAGAGCACACGUCUCGAGGUCAGUUUAUCGCAAUUGAAUUCACGUUAAAUAUCUUCGGCGUGGUGGUUGCAUAUUGGUUAGAGUUCGGUCUUUCCUUCAUAGACGGGGGACGUUCAGCAUUCCGUUGGCGGUUCCCGAUCGCAUUCCAAAUCAUUCUAUUGUUUGUAUUGCUCGGUGCCGUAUGGUUUUUCCCCGAGUCCCCACGAUGGCUGGUCAAGGUGGGUCGCGAAGAGGAAGCACGCUACAUCCUCGGUCGACUGCGUGGAACAGGCCCCGAGGAUGGGGACAAGGCGGAAGCAGAAUUUCGAGACAUAUGCAAUGUUGCUGAGUUGGAAAGAACUCAGAAGUACAGCACUUCCUACUUCUCCAUGAUUACCGGAAGAGGUUCAGGCAAUCUUCACAUCGGUCGCCGCGUACAGCUGGUCGUAUGGCUGCAAAUCAUGCAGGAGUGGGUGGGAAUUGCCGGCGUAACAAUCUAUGCACCCGUUAUCUUCCGUAUGGCUGGCUUUGAUACUGAGAAAAGUCAGUGGGUGAGUGGCUUGAACAAUAUCUUUUACAUGUUCUCAACCUUGAUCUGUGUCUUUACUCUAGACCGGAUAGGCCGUCGCUGGACCCUGUAUUGGGGAUCUGCAGGGCAAGCAAUUGCAAUGUUCCUUGCAGGAGGCUUCUCCUACCUCUGUAAGCAGGCAAACGCUGCGGGGGAUGCUAGUAAAGCGUCAUCGUACGGCGCCGCCGCAGCCUCCAUGGUCUUUAUUUUCACUUUCAUUUUCGGUGCGACCUGGUUAACGGUGCCGUGGCUUUAUCCUGCUGAGAUAUUCCCGCUCUCCGUUCGUGCUAAAGGCAACGCCUGGGGUGUAGUAGGAUGGAGCAUUGGAAAUGGAUGGCUGACGCUCCUCUGUCCCAUAAUGUUUUCUUCUAUCGGAGAAAAAACGCUUUACAUCUUCGGAAUCGCCAACGUGAUAACCCUCCCGAUGGUCUGGGCUUUGUACCCCGAGUCAAAUCAGCGUACAUUGGAGCAAAUAGAUAUGCUAUUCGCGGCCGACAGCAUUUGGGUGUGGGAUGCAGAGCGAAACUUCAAGACUUUGGUGGAAAAUAACCCCGAACUGACUCAAGCAGCGCGGGCUCGCAACCCAUCAGAGGCAGAGAAGAUCAAGGAUAUUGAACAUCAAGAGAAGGCCACAUCCGAACAUUUAUCUGUCUGA